UGCAUCUCUAAUAUCUCAAAUAUCUCGAAUAUUUGUAAAUCGUUCUUGAAACAUGCAAUUUUGAACAAUCAAUAAUUCCGAUUGUUAACCGGAUCCAGCCUUCCGAUAUAUUCAUCAGCCUCAUAUGGGUUUAACUAUAUAAUUGAAACUCCUCCUUAUUGGGGUUUUAGGCGGGGUAUAGCUCAUGUAUCGCGCUGCUACGAGGUGCGUGUUCACCCGUUUGAGGUGGCCUCGAAAUACUACACAGUUAAGAUAUCUUCAUCUGACUCGACAGUCUCUCGUAUCUUCGGGGGUUCCUUUAAGUUUUCACCGUGGCAAUCUGAUUGGCAAUGGCCAGUCCGUUCAGCGUUACUCUUCUUUUCAGCUGCGCGACGAUACAAUCUACGCGCUAUCAACAGCCGAAGGCAAGGCUGGCAUCGCGGUGAUCCGAAUAUCCGGCCCCGCGUGCAGAUAUAUUUACCAUGGGCUCUGCCCGAGCAAACCCUUCUUAAAACCUCGCCAUGCCACCAUCAGGACACUGUAUCAUCCGGAUUCGAGCGAAUCGGAAAUUCUCGACUCGGAAGCUUUAGUACUUUUUUUCCCAAAUCCCAAAACAGUCACUGGCGAUGAUGUCCUGGAACUGCAUGUGCAUGGAGGCAGUGCAACUGUAAAAGCUGUUCUUGCAGCAAUUCCUAAAUGCGCCGCAGAAGGCCCAAUUCGUUACGCCGAACCCGGUGAAUUCACCAAGCGAGCUUUUCUCAAUGACCGGCUUGAUUUAGCCCAGGUCGAGGCUCUGAGCGAGACUCUCGCCGCAGAGACAGAGCAGCAGCGGCGAGCGGCGGUUCGCGGCAGCAGUGGCUCUUUGGGUCGAACAUACGAAGAUUGGCGUCAGAAUCUUCUGUAUGCUCGGGCCGAAAUGGAGGCUCUUAUCGACUUCUCCGAAGAUCAGCAUUUCGACGAGUCGCCCGCUUCCCUGGUUGGCAAUGUCACGAAACAGGUUAGGCAGAUCCUUCAGAGCAUACACGUCCACGAAGGGGCGAGCGAGCGAAGCGAACUUCUUCGGAACGGGAUCAAAAUCGCUCUUGUGGGCCCGCCGAAUGUCGGCAAAAGCUCGUUUAUGAAUCAGAUCGUCGGUAGGGAAGCGUCUAUCGUAUCCGGAGAGUCUGGCACCACUCGGGAUAUUAUCGAAGCCAACCUCGACAUUCGCGGGUAUUUGUGUACAUUUGCGGAUACCGCAGGGUUCAGAAGCUCGACUCCACUAGAUCCAACGGGUUCUCGUGAUCCCGUAGAUAUCAUAGGGGCAGUUGAAGAAGAGGGAAUCCGCAGGGCAAGGGUCAAAGCCACGCAAUCUGAUGUCAUCAUCGUACUAACCUCUAUCGAAACGGAUACGCUUGGAAACCCCCAGAUUCGCUUCGAUAUGGAAACUCUAAAACUGGCGGCAGAUAGUAAGGAACGGUUAGUAAUUGUCAACAAGCGAGAUGCCGUCUCUAACGAUGGGUUACGUGUCCUCCUUCGGCGGUUCGCUGAGGAUGUGCUUGGCAAAGUCGAUGGGCUUGAGGGAAUUCGGCCGAUACCCAUUUCUUGCAAGGAGGCGCAAGAUCUAGGUUCUGACCAGAUCGACCCGGGUGGACUCCGGGGGGUCGUAGAUGCGUUGAUUACAUCGUUUACUACAAUGACAUCGCUUCCUGCCACUUUGCAAGACCUCCACGGUGUUACCGAACGUCAGCGACAGCUCCUCGUGAAAUGUAGAGGGCAUCUAGAGAGUUACCUUGAAGCCGUGGGAUACACCGACUUGGCGAGCGAAAAGGGCCCCCACGACGAGCCCGAUGGAAGCGAAGACGUCGAUAUCACCAUGGCGGCUGAGCAUCUUCGUUACGCCGCAAAUCACCUAGGACGGAUCACGGGCCGCGGAGAUGUAGGCGAUGUGGAGGAAAUCCUAGGCGUAAUCUUCGAGAAGUAAGUACCGCGCAUUACUACACUGGAGGAUUCAACUGAUAUUUGAGACAGGUUCUGUGUAGGAAAGUGAUUGAA
This is a messenger RNA of Daldinia vernicosa, 2010 nucleotides long. Its product is annotated as P-loop containing nucleoside triphosphate hydrolase protein. The coding region runs from base 185 to 1939 and encodes 584 amino acids. Lineage: Eukaryota; Fungi; Ascomycota; Sordariomycetes; Xylariales; Hypoxylaceae. Gene Ontology annotation, cellular component: mitochondrion; cytoplasm. The record is from RefSeq and is a predicted model, not a curated record. Gene Ontology annotation, molecular function: GTP binding; GTPase activity; protein binding. Gene Ontology annotation, biological process: tRNA wobble uridine modification; tRNA methylation. The transcript is spliced from 2 exons.